AUGCUGUACGAUGAUGUGGAAGAGUACGGCUUCCCAUACCUGGUGUUUAGCAUGUUAGCGUUCUUGAUGUUCGUGGACUUUGGAAUCUAUUGGAUCCACCGGGGUCUGCAUAUCCCAAUUGUCUACAAAUACAUCCACAAACUGCAUCACAAGUGGCUAGUGCCCACCCCCUUUGCAAGCCAUGCGUUCAACUGGUUGGAUGGCUUCUCACAGAGUUCACCGUACCAUAUCUUCGUCUUCAUCGUCCCUCUGCACAAGACCGUUGACUGUGGUUCACCCGUCGCUCGCCAAUUGCUACCCUGUUGGUCCACGUAA
This is a messenger RNA of Sphaeroforma arctica JP610, 315 nucleotides long. RefSeq lists its product as hypothetical. NCBI's taxonomy places the organism in Eukaryota, Ichthyosporea, Ichthyophonida. The transcript is spliced from 3 exons. The coding region runs from base 1 to 315 and encodes 104 amino acids. Gene Ontology annotation, molecular function: oxidoreductase activity; iron ion binding. The record is from RefSeq and is a predicted model, not a curated record.